AUGUCGACGGUUCCUGCGCCUCCCACUGUCGUGAAGACAGACCCGACGGCGAUUCCACUCGUGGGCUGCCAGCCUGCUUCCAAGGUUCAGAUGGAAGCGUUGGACAUCAGCGAGGCAGAGAAGUUCAGCGGCGACUUGGCUGUCUUCACCGUCCUCGCCCCGGGAAGCUUCCACGACGACUCAGGCUUGCCUCCGGCGGCCAAAGGGCCCGUCGAGCUCCCUGAGAUCGCGCAGAAGCUUGACGACGCCGUUGGACAAGGCAUGCUCAAGGAAGCUGUGGAAGCCGCGGACUUUAAAGCCAAGAUGGGCGGGCACGUGUGCGUGCGGCUGCCCUCCAAGUCCUCACCGGCGGUGAAGAGCCUCGCGGCGCUCGGCUUCGGUUCCAUGGCUGACCUGAGUCCCGCGUCGGUCACGAAGGCGGGCUCUGCGUUGGCGGGCCUGCUCCUCCGCGGGGCGGGAGAGAAGGCAAAGAAGGUCGCGCUCGUUCUGCCGGCGUGCAAGGGCGUCUGCCCUUCGCCAGAAGGCCAGAAAAAGUGCAAGGAGAUGAAGGAGCGAGUCCUCGCAAGCUUCCUGGAGACUCUCCUUGUCGACCUGCAGCCCGACACCAGAUUCAAGGGCGACCGCGAAGAAGGGAAGAACUGCGCGCAGUUGGAGCAGCUGACCAUCUACUCCGACGACACGGAAUCCGCAAAGCGUGCAAUUACCCGGGCGAAAAUCACCGCGCCUGGAGUCUACUUCGCGCAGGAGCUUGUCAACGCGCCCGCGAACUACUGCAACCCCGUCACGCUCGCUCAGGCUGCCGUCGAUAUGGCGAAGGAGACCGGACUCGAGGUGGAGGUCCUACAGCGCGACGAAAUCGAGAAGCUGAAGAUGGGGUGCUUCCUGGCUGUCGGCAAGGGCUCGCUGUUUCCGCAUCAGUUCAUCCACAUCACGUAUAAGUCCUCGGACCCCAAGAAGAGGCGCCUUGCCCUCGUGGGGAAGGGCAUCUGCUUCGACGCCGGCGGCUACAACCUGAAGACCGGCGGCGCGCAGAUCGAGCUGAUGAAGUUCGACAUGGGUGGCGCAGCCGCCGUGCUGGGCGCGGCCCGCGCGCUCGCGCUGUUGAAGCCGGCGAACGUGGAGGUUCACUUUCUGGUGGCCGCAUGCGAGAACAUGAUCUCAGACAAGUCGUAUCGCCCUGGCGACGUUAUCACAGCCAGCAACGGAAAAACCGUUGAAGUCGGCAACACCGACGCCGAGGGGCGCCUCACGCUUGCGGACGCGCUCAUUUACGCCGAGAAACACGUCAAGGCGGACACCAUCGUGGACGUCGCGACCCUCACGGGAGCCGCCAUCGUCGCGCUCGGCUACAAAUACGCCGGGCUCUGGAGCAACAAGGACUGCAUGGCCAACGCCAUUCUCAAGAGUGCUGAGAACAGCGGGGAGUAUAUGUGGCGUAUGCCGCUGGCGCGCGACUACGCAGAGGCCCUGGAGAGCAAAUGCGCAGAUAUGAACAACGUGGGAGGCAAAGGCAAAGGAGGCGCGAUCAUCGCCGCCGUCUUCCUGAGCAAGUUCAUCGAAAAGGCCUCGUGGGCGCACAUCGACAUCGCCGGAACCGCGUGGGAUGUGAAGGGCAACAAGGCGACGGGCUACGGGGUACGUACACUUGUUGAGUACGUCAUGAGCGUUAGCGAGAGCCAGAACUAG
This is a messenger RNA of Besnoitia besnoiti, 1686 nucleotides long. RefSeq names its product leucyl aminopeptidase LAP. Gene Ontology annotation, cellular component: cytoplasm. Gene Ontology annotation, biological process: proteolysis. The record is from RefSeq and is a predicted model, not a curated record. Lineage: Eukaryota; Apicomplexa; Conoidasida; Eucoccidiorida; Sarcocystidae. Gene Ontology annotation, molecular function: manganese ion binding; metalloaminopeptidase activity. The transcript has 9 exons. The coding region runs from base 1 to 1686 and encodes 561 amino acids.